AUGGGCGCCCGCAGGAUUCAGCACCUUCCAACAGAGCUGCUGUAUAUGGUCUUGGGCUAUUUGGGUGUCCGUUGCCACGGGAUUUCUCAGCCAGAAGCGCCACUGGCAUAUGUUCAGGAUGACGAGCAACAAAUGCCGGAUCAGCCAUCUUGGUACUCUUUGGAGUGUCAAACUUUGUCCACACUAUGCCUCGUCUCUAAGCACAUGCGCCAUGUUGUUGAGCCUAUCCUUUACCGAGAAUUCAUGCCAGGAUAUGGCGGUUCGUGGCGUUCAACUCUCUAUACCUGGGAGGGCCGGCUCACUUCUUUCAUGAGGACAAUAGCAGAGCGACAAGAUCUGGCCGCACUUGUGAAACAACUAUAUAUUCACCCAUACUUGCUUCGGCCCUUUGAGGGGAAUGAUUUAAUAGGCGUGGAAAGCCCAGAAGGACGUGACGAUUUCAGCGAGCACAUAGAAGAGAGAGGGGCCCGUGGCGCGGCGCUACAGGCGGUCGCAAAUGCCCUGAAGACUGAGGAGGGACUGCAGCAACUCUCAGUCCGUGAUCUUGUUACUGCUUUGGUUGCACAGUUGCCAAAUUUAAACCAUUGCAGCCUUGAAACUGGCAGCUCAUCAGCCCAAGAGAUCCUUCUUCACUGCUCCCUGGGGCUUCGCUGCGCGACGGGAAUCCCACGCCUGGCCCUUGGGACGCUCAGCAUUACUCGCUCUGCGUUUAGCACAAAGCGCAGUCCCUUCUUUUGUCUUGACCAGCAUUUGUGUGCUUUACUUGAUACAUGCCCAUACCUUGAGACACUUACCUUGCACAGCUUUGGUGGCAUCUGGUCCCAGGAUACGAAGAUCCCUUCACUGGCAAAGCUCAAAACCCUUUAUAUCACGCGUGGCGGCAUGACAGCAAUGGAUUUAGACGCCCUCAUUUCCUGUUGCGAUAACCUACGGAGCUUUGUGUACGAGGCUAGCAACGUUCCUUUAUCACGUUUAUCAAGGGAAAGAAACCAAAAACCCGACUACUCCCAAGUUCACUUUAGGGCAUUCCACACUGCCCAGUUUCUUCACCGCCACCGAGCAACCUUGGAAUCAGUACACAUUGACCUUCGGCUCCGAAAUGAAUUUUCGGGUGAUGAUAAGAGAGAACCCCCCCUACCUUUUAGCUUCCAAGAUUUUCACGCACUGCGACAUCUAUUUCUCAAUUUCACCGCUUUAUACGAUUCCCCAUGGGACCAAUCAUUCGCCAACAGCGAGGGAAUCGUACGAUCCCUCCCCCCAAGCAUUGUAUCACUGUAUCUGGCUUCGGGUGGAGGUCCUGUCGACCGUUCACGCACUCAGGAGGACCUCCUUUGCCUCGCCAAGGUAGCGUCGCAAGGGAAGUUUCCGAACCUGAGAGAGGUCCGAUGUGGUGGGGGAGACACAUCCGACGAUGGUUCUAUCCUGAGCACAACCUUCGCAGCGGCGGGGGUUGAUUUUGCUUAUAGUUCUUGGCCAUUCCUUGGCCAUCAAAGCCGCCAGCCAGUGCAGGUGAGUUACGAAACUCUAGAAGAUCUGGGCUGCCAUUAUUGUGAAUUGCCUCCUGGGGCGGCUAUGAUGCCGUUACCAGAUGGGGAGGAUGCGGAUCUGUGA
Aspergillus affinis is the source of this 1611-nucleotide messenger RNA. RefSeq lists its product as uncharacterized. The transcript has a single exon. Bases 1 to 1611 code for a protein of 536 amino acids. The record is from RefSeq and is a predicted model, not a curated record. Lineage: Eukaryota; Fungi; Ascomycota; Eurotiomycetes; Eurotiales; Aspergillaceae.